CCCAGCGCAGAUCACCAGUCCACGGAGCGCGAGUUAAUAUGUAGUAAAACUUUAUGUAAAAUAUCUGAUUUGGGUAAUGUGAUCUAAAUAGUAAUUGUAAUAUGAUAUAGGGAUAUACCAAAUAAUGACCCAUUGUAUAUAUAGCAAAAUGAAAUGUAAUCUAUCGAUAAUAAAUCAGAAUAUACAGUCCCUUCGAGUGUGAACGUUUGAUGAACCAGAAAGGCAGAAUAAACGAAAGAUUCUGCAACACAGUGGUCCUUCGAACCGGAUUGUAUGCUGGAUAGUUAAAGCGGAUUGUGGAAACGUUAGUUAGACUCGCACGGCAGUCGCCGCACGAAAGAAAAUUGUCACAAAGGUCAGACGACCUAGAUCGAACACAUGGAUGACCUAGCUAAGAAAAGACGCGUACGAGGUGGGCAAAGGUCGUCUACGAAGAAGCUUGUGGCAAAGAUAGUCGAAGCGAUCGCUAAGUUAAGCGAUGAGAGUCCAGAGAAAGACGUCGUGUGGCUGAAGCAGAGUCAAAGCUCCUUGAAGGAAAAGGUAAAAAUCUUAAGAGAACUUGACACGAAAAUCAUCGAUGCCCUGAGCGAGUCGAAAGAAGAAGCGGCGGAUGAAUUGAUGGCAAAGGAGAUAGAAGAAGCAGACGAGGUGAUCGCAGAACUUGAACGCCUUUUACUUGAAAUGGACAACGCGUUCGGUAAAUUAGAAUUGACAACGACAAAACCCGUGGCGAUCAAUGACAAUGAGAUUCUGAACGAAAGCCAAACAUCGGUUGAAAGCACGGGCAAAAUCAUAAGAGCAAAGUUACCAAAGUUACGGUUGAAAAACUUUGGGGGGAAAAUUUGCGAAUGGCCAGAGUUCUGGGACAGUUUUUCGAGUUCGAUCGACAACAAUGAUCAAUUGUCGGACGUAGACAAAUUUGCAUAUCUACGCGGAUACCUUGAAGGGCCGGCAAAAUCGACCAUCGCUGGUCUGUCAUUAACAGCAAGGAAUUAUCAGUGCGCGGUGGAUCUGCUUAAGAAACGAUUCGAGAAAAGAAGUGCAAUUCAACGCACACAUAUGAAUGACCUUAUUCAACUGCCUGCGGUUUUUAGAGAAAGGGACACUCAAAGGCUGCGGAAGUUAUAUGACAGCUGCGAAGCCCACAACCGCGCGUUGAAAUCCUUAGGCGUGGGAGAAGAAUCGUAUUCCACUAUUGUUGUACCGGCCAUAUUGGAGAAGAUGCCUGAACAAUUUCGGCUUAUGAUCACCCGAGGAACUGAUUUCAUUGAGUGGACGAUGCAAGAAAUGUUGGAUGCGUUUGAGAAGGAGUUAGAACUGCGAGAGGCGCACGAAGCGGUGGCGACUAAAACGGAACGGGAGUAUGAAAGAAAUCAAAGCAGGAAACCAACUGGGGGUCUAGAUAACUCGACAGCGGCGGCGUUGCUGGCUGGUCAAGAGAAAAAGAGUUGUGCAUUCUGUUUAAAGAACCACGCGCACGAAGAAUGUGAUGGAGUCAAGGAUCCAAAAACACGUAAGACCCUAGCUUUAAAGUAUGGUAGAUGUUUUCAAUGUUUAAUUAAGGGCCAUAGAGCCAGUAAUUGUAGUUCUAAAAUUAAGUGUCGAAAAUGCGACCGAAUGCAUCAUGUCGCCCUAUGUGAUGCGUCUCUGAAAGACGAAGAGACCUGUAAGAAUGAAGAAAUCCCAUCAACUAAGGUUAACAAUAAUGUAGCUAGCCCAUGUAAUAACUUGCUUGCCGGGACAGGUGGUCUGGUUGCCUUGCAAACUGCGCGCGGGGUAUUAAGGGGUGAGAGGGUGGCUAAGGUCCGGGUACUCUUUGAUGGGGGAAGUCAUCGCUCUUUCGUUACAUCGCAUGCAGCGAGUCUUGUUAAUCCACGGGGUUUAAGAAGGGAAUUUCUAGGCAUUAAUACGUUCGGUCAAAAGUGCACGAAGGCUGAACAAAGGGAAGUGGUCGAGCUUAAACUUCAGCCUGUUAAUGGGGAUAAGAUUAUCUCAAUAGAAGCAUAUGUGGUACCAGAAAUUUGCACUGUGCAGAAUAGUCACGUAGAAUUAGCUAGAAAGAAUUAUUCGCAUCUAGAGGGGGUAUGGUUCUCAGAUGUGGUGAAUUUUCAGGAAGAAUUAGAGGUAGACGUUUUGAUAGGGGCAGACUAUCUUUGGAAUUUCCAAACAGGUGAGACAAAGAAAGGUAAGACAGGGGAGCCCGUAGCUAUACAAACUGAGUUGGGAUGGGUGUUGUCAGGACCUCUUAGGGGAAGAGAGAUAGAAGGUGCUGGAGUGACUCAGGUGAACUUUGUGGGGCAGACAACGAAAUGGGACAGAGAUAGCUUAGAAAGUAAUGUGGAAAACUUUGGAGUUUGA
Molecule: messenger RNA, 2358 nt
Organism: Dendronephthya gigantea
Lineage: Eukaryota; Metazoa; Cnidaria; Anthozoa; Malacalcyonacea; Nephtheidae
Exons: 1
Coding region: 379-2358 (659 amino acids)
Source: RefSeq, a predicted model, not a curated record